AUGGAGGAGUGUAAGGCAGUAAGUACUCCAAUGAAUCAAAAAGAGAAGUUGUUCAAAGAAGACAGUACUAACAAAGUUGAUGAAGGAUAUUUCAGGAGAUUGAUUGGUUGCUUGAUGUAUCUCAUAGCAACAAUACCUGAUAUUUUGAAAGUUGAAAGUAUUUUGUCUCGAUUCAUGCAUUCUGCAAGUGAAUUACAUCUCAAGGUUGCCAAAAGAGUGAUGCGAUAUGUCAAAGGUACAAGUGUUUUUGGUGUUAAGUUCACAAGGAGCAUUGAGUUCAAGCUGGUUGGUUUUUCUGACAGUGAGUGGGGAGGUUCCAUUGAUGAUAUGAGGAGCACUUCAGGUUACUGUUUUACUUUUGGCUCUGGUGUUUUCUCAUGGAGCUCGAAAAACCAAGAAACUGUAGCCCAAUCCAUCGCCAAGCGAGUUUAUUACGCCACGACUCUUGGUAAUCAAGCUUUAUGGUGA
Gossypium raimondii (Peruvian cotton) is the source of this 468-nucleotide messenger RNA. Its product is annotated as secreted RxLR effector protein 161-like. The transcript has a single exon. The record is from RefSeq and is a predicted model, not a curated record. The coding region runs from base 1 to 468 and encodes 155 amino acids. NCBI's taxonomy places the organism in Eukaryota, Viridiplantae, Streptophyta, Magnoliopsida, Malvales, Malvaceae.